Molecule: messenger RNA, 1389 nt
Organism: Penicillium diatomitis
Lineage: Eukaryota; Fungi; Ascomycota; Eurotiomycetes; Eurotiales; Aspergillaceae
Product: Aspartate aminotransferase
Exons: 4
Coding region: 1-1389 (462 amino acids)
Biological process (GO): L-aspartate catabolic process; biosynthetic process
Cellular component (GO): mitochondrion
Molecular function (GO): L-aspartate:2-oxoglutarate transaminase activity; pyridoxal phosphate binding
Source: RefSeq, a predicted model, not a curated record
AUGCUCUCCACUCUGCGUGUUGCCAGCCGCUCGGCGGCUGCCCGUGAUGCGAACAUGCGCACCGUGGUCGUUGGUGCCAGACAUGCCUCGGCCUGGUCCAAUGUGCCCCAGGGUCCUCCUGAUGCCAUUCUGGGCAUCACCGAGGCUUUCAAGGCCGAUUCCUUCAAGGAGAAGAUUAACCUGGGUGUUGGUGCUUACCGUGAUGACAAGGGCAAGCCUUACGUUCUGCCCUCCGUCCGUGAAGCUGAGGACAAGGUCGUCGCCUCGCGCUUCGACAAGGAAUACGCCGGUAUCACUGGUGUUCCCUCCUUCACCAAGGCGGCUGCCGAGCUGGCCUACGGCAAGGACUCUUCGGCUCUGACUGAGGAUCGCUUGGUGAUCACUCAAACCAUCUCCGGUACCGGUGCUCUCCGCAUCGGCGGUGCGUUCCUCCAGCGUUUCUAUCCCCACGCCAAGAAGAUCUACCUCCCCAACCCCAGCUGGGCCAAUCACAACGCUGUCUUCAAGGACUCUGGUCUCGAGGUUGAGAAGUACCGCUACUACAACAAGGACACCAUCGGUCUUGACUUUGAUGGAAUGAUCGCCGACAUCAAGGCCGCCCCCAACAACAGCAUUGUUCUGCUGCACGCUUGCGCUCACAACCCUACCGGUGUUGACCCCACGCAGGAGCAGUGGCGCCAGAUCAGCGAUGUCGUCAAGGAGAAGGGCCACUUUGCCUUCUUCGACAUGGCUUACCAAGGUUUCGCCAGCGGCAACGCCGAUCAGGAUGCUUUUGCCCCCCGUCACUUUGUCAAGGAGGGCCACAACAUCGCUCUGUGCCAGAGCUUCGCCAAAAACAUGGGUCUCUACGGUGAGCGUGUUGGUGCCUUCUCGCUGGUUUGCGAGAACACCGAGGAGAAGAAGCGCGUCGAGUCUCAGAUCAAGAUUCUGAUCCGUCCCUUCUACUCCAACCCUCCCAUUCACGGUGCCCGUGUCGCCUCCGCCAUCAUGAAUGACCCCAAGCUCAACGAGCAGUGGCUCGGUGAGGUCAAGGGCAUGGCUGACCGCAUUAUCGAGAUGCGCUCUCUGCUCCGCAAGCACCUGGAGGAACUCGGCAGCAAGCACGACUGGUCUCACAUCACCAGCCAAAUUGGCAUGUUUGCCUACACUGGUCUGAAGCCCGAGCAGAUGGACGUCCUCGCCAAGGAGGUAAGCUACCGAUCGCGUGCGACAAAGAAACACGUGGAUCCAUUUUACCAUGCUCUACAAGCUUUUGCUUUCAGUCAGCUGACACCUUCUGCCCUACAGCACUCCGUCUAUGCUACCAAGGAUGGUCGUAUCUCCGUCGCCGGUAUCACCACCGGCAACGUCAAGCGUCUGGCCGAGUCCAUUUUCAAGGUUACUGGUUAA